AUGAAGUUAUUCGAACCGAUUCGACAAAAGUAUCUACAACAAAAUCGAAUGAAACGGAUGGUUAAUGAAGAAAAGAGUUUUUCAAUUGAGCAGAACUAUGUUAAUUUGGCGAUGGUCGAAACUAAAGAGCAACAAGCAAAAGAGAAGAAACUAAAACGACAAGACGAGCAAAAAGAUGCCAUUCUCGGAACUUACGAAGAGAUCUAUGGUAUCAAAACACCAGUUGAAGUGAAAAACCUUUUCGAAAAAUGUAAAGGUUCGACGAAGAAAGUGCUUGUACUUGGACGAGCUGGAAUUGGAAAGUCCACGUUUUGUCAAUACGUCACUUAUCUCUGGGCGAAAGGUGAACUUUGGUCUCAGUAUGAUCUAGUCGUUUUGAUUCACUUACGAAAAGUGACCGAUAGUCGUUAUCCAUCCACAGAAAACUACGCACCCGUCGAUCUCAUCAAGAUGGAGUAUUUUCCUUACGACGAUCUAUCAAGCGAGCAGAAGGAAUGCUUCAAACGACAACUGAAUUCAGGCAAAAUUCUAUGGAUAUUAGAUGGAUAUGAUGAGUUUGUCAAUAGCAUUUCAGAUCAAUUAAGAGAUGUCUUUGACUAUAUUCUUGAUACACAACAUCAUAUUCUUACGUCUCGUCCUUAUGCUAUUGCGUUAUCAUAUGAUGUAAAAAUCGAAAUUACAGGCUUUACAGACAAUAACAUCGUGAAGUACAUAGAAUAUUUCUUCGAACAGAUUACAAAUGAGAUACCAAACGCUCCAUUCGAAGGUCAAAAGCUACUCAAUUUCCUCAAAUCAAACUUCAGUAUUUGGGGUAUUUCUCAUAUACCUGUCAACCUAGAACUAAUCUGUAGUUUGUGGAGUGAUUCGAAUUGCUCCAAAAAAAACAUACUGACAAUGACGACAUUGUAUGAAAAUAUAAUCGAAUGGCUAUGCCGACGGCACUUACAAAAGAGAAACAUAAACCAUACUUCAAUGCGGAAAAAGAAGGUCUACGACCUGUGCAGUAAAGAAUUGCAGUUCUUAGGAACGUUAGCGUUCAAUGCAAUGAAAUACAAUGAAAUCGUUUUGUCAUCUACACUGCUAGAACAGAUCGAGAACGAAACUGCCUGCUACAUAGAUGAUAAUCCUCAACUACUCAACUUCGGAAUACUCAAAUCAUACGACGACAAGCCCACUGGUAACCAAAUACAAGCAGAAAAAGAGUUUUAUUUUCUACAUCUUAGCUUCCAAGAAUUCUUUGCCGCACGUCACUUACUUCAAAAACUUAAAAACUCAGAGAAACAUGAAACAAGCGAUUUUAUCAAUAGCCAUAGGUACAAUCGACGCUUUCUCUACGUUUUCAUUUUUGCAGCAGGUCUUCUCGCUCAAUCUGAAUAUCAGUCAUGUAUAGAGACAUUUUGGGAAGCGAUAGAAGAAGAACCCAUAGAUCUCGUCGGGAUAGUUCACAUAAAGCUGAUUAUCGAAUGUCUUGAUGAGCUUGAUGGCCAAAUACUCUUUCGACAAAGCGCCAUUUACGUAAAAUUAAUAUCACAAUGGUUAGAUAUCUGCAUCACAAAUAAGACAACCACGAUCUCGGAUCAUCUCUUAUACUCAUUAGGGCGUACCAAUUCAUUAUGCAAUAACUCUAUAAUACAGAACAAAUUUAUCGAACUCCUUGAUACUGAAGACGACGUCAUAAAACGUACUGUGUACCGCUUUAUAUCACAUAUAAAAAUGCACACUCCACUACCGAAACUAAUAUCUAAGCUACUUGAUACACUUCGCAAUAGCAACGAUCAUUUCCGAAGUUAUGCAUGUGAAGCGCUUGGAAAGAUGGGUGAAAAGGCAGCAACGAACGAAGUGAUCACUGCUCUCAUAGAUACACUUCGAGAUGAGGACAAGUAUGUUGCGAGCUGCAGUUGCGAUGCUCUUGGGAACAUAUGUGAAAAAGUAGCAAGUGACGAGGCUAUCAUUGGUCUGAUCGGUGCCCUUCAUGAUGGAAAUGAUUAUCUGAGACGCCGCGCGUGUAGUGCCUUAGGAAUGAUGGGUCAAAAAGCGGCAACAGAGGAUGUCAUCGCCACUAUAAUCGAUGCAUUUGAAGAUGAAAAUGAAGAUGUCAGAAACUGUGCAUGUGAAGCAUUCGUAAAGUUAGGUGAAAAAUCCGCAACCAAGCAGGUGAUCGUUAGUCUGAUCGAUGCAGUGCAAACUAGAGGCUGGAGCGUCAGAGUCUAUGGGUGUAUAGUCCUAGAAAUGAUAGGUGAAAAAGCAGAAACGAAGGAAAUUAUUGCUGGCUUAAUUAAUAUGCUUCAAGAUGAAGAUGAUAGUAUUGCAAUAUGGGCGUGUGAAGCUCUCCGAAAGUUAGCCGAAGCAGUAGCGACUGAUGAGGUUAUUGUCAGUCUGAUAGAUGCACUUAAGAAUGAGUACUGGGAUGUCAGAAGGUACGCGUGUAUUAGCCUUGGAAUGAUGGGUGAAGCAGCAGCAACAGAGAAUGUUAUUGUUGCUCUGAUGAAUGCACUCCAGGAUGAAGUGAUGGACGUCAGAAGCAGUGCGUUAGAGGCUCUUGGAAAGAUGGGCGAAAAAGCAAUAAUGGAGCCAAUAGUCAAAAGUCUGAAAGAUGCACUUCGUGACGAAUACUGGAAUGUUAGAAAGGGUGUAUGUGAAGUUUUUGCAAUGAUGGGUGAAAAAGUGGGAACCAAGGAAAUAACAGCUGAUCUGAUCGAUGUACUUCAGGAUGAAUACGAAGAAGUUAGAAGCUCUGCAUGUAAAGCUCUUACAAUGAUAGGCGAAAAAGCGGCAACAAAGGAUGCAAUCGCUGCUCUCGUCAAUGCACUUCGAGAUGAAGAUUGCAAUGUCAAAAGCUACGCAUGUAAAGCCCUUGGGAAAAUUAGUAGGAAAACAGUCACGAAGGAAGUUAUCAGUGCCCUCAUAGAUGCACUUCAGAAUGACAACUCCUGUGUUAGAAGUAGUGCAUGCGAAGCUCUUGGAAAUAUAGGUGAAAAGGCAGCAACAGACGAAGUGAUGGUUAGUUUGGUCGACGCCUUUCAGGAUCAGUGUGAAGAGGUCAGAAGUUGUGCAUAUAAAGCCGUUGGAAAUAUGGGUGCAAAGGCAAUAACAAACGAGGUAAUCAUUGGUCUGAUCAGUGCAUUUCAAGAUAUAUUUGCGACUGCGAAAAGUUGCGCAUAUGAAUCGGUUGGAAACAUAGGAGCAAAAUCGACAACGAGUAAAGUCAUUAUAGCUUUGGUAAACGCAUUUUCUUCGGCUUACAUCAAGUCAGAUGGUUACCCAUUCGCUUCAGCCUUUGAAAAAAGUUUUUGUUCUUAUCAUGCUAUGAAAGAAUUAGACUCUGAAAUUCUAUCAAAGCUGUUUCUGUGUAUCAGGCAGAAUAAGGACAGCCACUUGAGACAAAUGCCAGCAGAUCAAUUAAUCAAAUUAUUUUUAGAGACAAAUAACGAUGAUUGGCUUCCGUUGGCUACGUAUGGGGCGCUUUUGCAACAAGUCGCUGUAACUGUCAUUGAGAACAAGAUCAUGAUCUACCAUAUGAAUGAGAUACUUGAGUUGCCUGUGUUACAGCUAUCAACGAUAGAGAUUUUAGUAAAAGCGUUCAAGAAGCAAACGUUGGAGCUCGGACUUAAUUAUUCUGCCGUGUAUGAAGCUGAUUGA
Molecule: messenger RNA, 3639 nt
Organism: Adineta ricciae
Lineage: Eukaryota; Metazoa; Rotifera; Eurotatoria; Adinetida; Adinetidae
Source: the annotation of a GenBank genome assembly